AUGUCUCUAUCAAGUGAUGACCAUGUGACUCUCCUCCUAAGCUGUAUCAACCAUUCUUCCAACGGCAAGAUCGACUUCGGCGCAGUCGCGAAAGAGUGCAAUAUCAUAUCCGCAGGAGCUGCGGCGAAGCGCUUCUCCAGACUCACAAAAGCACAUAAAGAAGCUAUGAACAAAGGCGGCAACGUCGACAACGAUGCGCACGGGGUGAAUGAAGACGAAUCCAGCGCAAAGGACCCGGAACAGGCUGGCGCAAGUCUAGCAAAGGGUAAGAGAAAGGGCAAGGCGGCGGGGACUACAAAGGGAGAUGGUGCAGCGCCUGCGAAGAAGAGAGCCAGGGCGGCGAAGAAUAAAGUUGUCGUGAAGGAAGAGUCGCAGGGUGAUUAUGAUGAAGAAGAGAAAGACGCGAAUGCCAAUGGCAAUGAUAACGACAACGCCAAGGUGAAGGACGAAGAUGAGGACUUCGAUAUCAUGGGCACUGUUUCGGAUCUUAGCGAGGAUCUGGAUGAAAUUGAUACCGAUGAGAGCUAUUGCUAA
Aspergillus puulaauensis is the source of this 534-nucleotide messenger RNA. RefSeq lists its product as uncharacterized. Lineage: Eukaryota; Fungi; Ascomycota; Eurotiomycetes; Eurotiales; Aspergillaceae. Bases 1 to 534 code for a protein of 177 amino acids. The record is from RefSeq and is a predicted model, not a curated record. The transcript is spliced from 3 exons.